Coffea arabica (coffee) is the source of this 1398-nucleotide messenger RNA. RefSeq lists its product as uncharacterized. The record is from RefSeq and is a predicted model, not a curated record. NCBI's taxonomy places the organism in Eukaryota, Viridiplantae, Streptophyta, Magnoliopsida, Gentianales, Rubiaceae. Gene Ontology annotation, molecular function: sequence-specific DNA binding.
GUCUGCUCUGGAGAGGGUACAUGUUUUACAAUCAGCGGCAGAAGCAGCAGGACACAUGUUACAAUCUUCCUCCUUCACUCUGCACAAAAUUUCCAGAACUCUUCUUCUUCUGACGAUGGCUCCAAAACCACAGCGCUUCCACCAGUUCGCCGAUAGUAGUACUUUGGGUGGCGGUGUCAAAAGGGCAAGAACCAUCAGCGUCAUGAGCUCCACGGCUGGGGCUGACUCUGAGUCUUCUUCUUCUUCUUCUUCUCAGAUGAAAAACGCCUUCUCUAACUAUGCCCAGUACCUUAAUGACCUCAAUGAGAAAAGAGAAAGGGUUGUGAAAGCAAGUCGGGAUAUCACUAUGAAUAGCAAGAAGGUUAUAUUUCAGGUCCACAGGAUUAGCAAGCAUAACAAAAAGGAAGUUCUAGAAAAAGCAGAAAAAGAUCUUGCAGCAGUGAAGGAUCAGCAUGUAUCGCGACUCGUACAGGAACUACAGGGGACUGAUUUCUGGAAGCUACGACGAGCAUACUCUCCUGGGGUCCAGGAGUAUAUUGAAGCUGCAACACUAUGUAACUUUUGCAAGACUGGGACUCUUUUAAUACUUGAUGAGAUCAAUGCUAGCUUGCUACCACUGAGUGAUCCAUCGCAUGAACCUCUGCAGAUUAACAUUCUAGACUAUCUCUUGGGGCUUGCAGACUUGACGGGAGAGUUAAUGAGGUUGGCAAUUGGUAGAAUAUCAGACGGUGAACUUGAAUAUGCUGAGAAGAUAUGCAAAUUUGUGCGGGAAAUCUAUAGGAAACUGACUAUUCUUGCUCCUGAAAUGGAUGAAAGUUCAGACAUGAAAAUGAAGAUGGACACAAUGCUCCAAAGUGUUAUGAAAAUAGAAAAUGCAUGCUUCAGCGUUCAUGUUAGAGGAUCGGAGUAUAUCCCGCUUGUUGGAUCUGCUGAUUCCAGUUAUUCUCUGAUUGGCUUGCCUGAUUUUGAACAAUGAAGCGAUGAUGCAUCUCCCAGAGCUUUGCCAAGUUUGUCCUGCUCUAUCUGCAGUUACUUUUGGACGCAUAUUCCAGAUACUAGGGAUUGGUUAUAAUUAAUUAUUCGAUCAAGAAUCAGUCUCUUUUCUCCUAGCUGAUUGUGGACUGUUGCUUUGGGAAUUUAAGUAUACCCUUAUUAGAGUUGCUUUUCAAUGCCAAUCAGAUGAUGGAGAAUCAAAAACUUUUCAACAAGAAGUCGAGUCAGCUGUCUGUAUCCCUCUUUUCAAUGCUCCAACCAGGUGCUGCAUUCAUUGCCACACAGAAGAAGUGUAAGAAGAGAAAAACGCGAAUGAAUUUUCCUUAGCUUGUCGAGGAACUGUAUCAUCCAAAUUAGAUCACCAAUGGAUUAUUGCUUUGUGUUCGAGCUGCUGCUUAUUUGGCC